AUGUCUUCCCAGAACAAAGACAACAACGCCCAACAACCCGGCCUCAUCGCCGGCCACGCUGAGUACAUCAAGGGCGCCGCUGAGGCCGCAAUUGGCAGCGUCACUGGCUCGCACGCCUGGACCUCGUCUGGAGAACAGGAUAAGGCGCAUGCCGCGUCGACGAUGAAGGCUGCUGGCGAGCAGCGUGAUGCAUCAACGCAGGGGUACGGCAAGGCGGAGGAGAUUGCUGGCAAGGCGUUUGGGUGUGAGGGGAUGAAGACGGAGGGGGCUGCUAGCAAGAAGGAGUAA
Colletotrichum fioriniae is the source of this 288-nucleotide messenger RNA. RefSeq lists its product as uncharacterized. The record is from RefSeq and is a predicted model, not a curated record. NCBI's taxonomy places the organism in Eukaryota, Fungi, Ascomycota, Sordariomycetes, Glomerellales, Glomerellaceae.